Molecule: messenger RNA, 4180 nt
Organism: Scleropages formosus (Asian bonytongue)
Lineage: Eukaryota; Metazoa; Chordata; Actinopteri; Osteoglossiformes; Osteoglossidae
Gene: mthfd1l
Product: methylenetetrahydrofolate dehydrogenase (NADP+ dependent) 1 like
Exons: 29
Coding region: 513-3485 (990 amino acids)
Biological process (GO): tetrahydrofolate interconversion
Cellular component (GO): cytosol
Molecular function (GO): formate-tetrahydrofolate ligase activity; methylenetetrahydrofolate dehydrogenase (NADP+) activity; methenyltetrahydrofolate cyclohydrolase activity
Source: RefSeq, a predicted model, not a curated record
UAUGGUAAUUCCGGUGAAAUAGGGGUUCCCAAAGCUGCAUUAAAUCCUGGGACUAGAAGUUAGAACGCAAACCAGUUCAGAGAUCAGCGCCACCAACACUCUGCUGCGUCAUCGGGACGUCCACAAAACCACAAAGAAUGAACAUGAUGGAUAAAAGAGGGAUGUCUAACAUGAAUUAACACGUCGUGUGUGUGUAUGUGGGGGAGUGUCAGUGUGUUGUAACACGCCGGUGGUGGAGGAAGCUCUGGCUCCCGCCAGUUCAAAGCCUGAAUCAAACAUAAAAAAACGGCGAGAACUCGGAGAUACCGAUAAGAACAGAAAUAAACGCAAAUCAAUCAAAGCGACAGACAAGUCGACUGAUAAAUCCACGGACAAGAGUUUUUCCACCCCCCACCCCCCCCCGCAGGCGACUUUUCGUGAACGCGCACAGGCUCGCUCCCGCGACCUCAGCACAGGGCGAGCAUUUGAGGCUGAGACGAAUACCGGCGUUGAAGCUCCUCCACAUCUCCACCAUGAGACUGUCGGUGUUGGUUCGGGGCGCCUGUCGCGGCUUCCCCCCCCCUGCGCCGGUGAUCCGGUCCCGGUCCCGAUCCCGCUCCUCCUGGUCCCGCUCCUGGUGCUUCGGGUCCCGACUCGCAGGGGGGCUCCCGGACUCCGACUCCAGCAUCGGCGCAACCCCGCCGUGCAUCCGCGGUUCGAGUUCUACCGGGGGGGGCGGCUCGUUCGGGGGCGUGAGGAGGAGUAUGGAGGAGGAAGAGCGGCCCGUGGAGGCGACCCUCAGAGGCAUCAUCCAGAAGAGUCGAGAGGAGGUGGCCUCGCUGCAGCAGUGCCGACCCGCCCUCACACCCGUGCUGGCCAUCGUCCAGGCAGGUGAGGAUGACCGCUUCCUGGCGCUGAACAAGGAGAUGGCAGGAGAGGUGGGCCUGAACGUCCUCCAGAUCUCUUUGCCAGCGGACUGCACGGAAGAUGAGGUCACGGAUGAGGUUCUGAAGCUCAACGAGGACCCCAAGGUGCACGGCCUGGUCCUCCACCUCCCCACAGCUCUACUCAGCGGUCGAGUGCUCAACAGCAUCAGUCCGGAGAAGGAUGUUCAGGGGGUGACCGAUGUCAACUUGGGGAAACUCGUUCGGGGAGACCUGGAGGAUAGCUUCGCUCCACCCAUCGCCAGGGUCGUCAUGGAGCUUCUGGAGCAGCACGGGCUGUUGGCGGAGGGGAAAACGGCACUCAUCCUGGGGAACAGCGGAGCCCUGGAGGUGGCCCUGCAGUGUCUGAUUCAGCGAAGGGGGAUGCUGGUCCUCACCUCAGGCUGGAAGGUAGCCAGUCUGCAGAAACAGGUUCAGCAGACUGACGUGGUUGUGCUGACCAGCGAAGGACCCUUAGAGUUCCUGCCCGGUUGGCUGCGACCAGGAGCCGUCGUCAUCGAUUGUGGCUCCGCCCACUUCUCAGAGCGUUCGGACGGCCCCGUCACCCACGGCGGAGCAACGCCCAGGGUGGGCAGUGUGGACUCACUGGCGGCGGCGCUCAGGAUGCAGAACGUGGUGAGGAGUGCCUGCAGGUGGCUGCGGCAGCAGCGGUAUCGCCCAUGGAGGCUACGCAGUCUCACGCUGCAGCCACUGUCGCCUGUGCCCAGCGACAUAGAGAUUUCCCGGAGUCAGAGCCCGAAGGCCAUCGAGCUGCUGGCCAGGGAAGUGGGUCUGCUCCCGGAUGAGAUCGAGGCUCACGGGAAAACGAAGGCGAAGGUGCGACUCUCCCUACUGGACAGGCUCAAGGAGCAGCCCGACGGGAAGUACGUCCUGGUGGCCGGCAUCACGCCCACACCACUCGGAGAGGGUAAGAGCACGGUGACCGUCGGCCUGGCUCAGGCCCUCACAGCCCACCUGAAGCUGAACUCCUUCGCCUGCCUGCGACAGCCCUCCCAGGGGCCCACGUUCGGGGUCAAAGGCGGAGCAGCCGGCGGAGGGUACGCCCAGGUCAUCCCCAUGGAGGAGUUCAACCUGCACCUGACGGGGGACAUCCACGCCAUCACGGCUGCCAACAACCUGGUGGCAGCGGCCAUCGACGCCCGCGUCCUGCACGAGGCCACCCAGUCGGACAAGGCGCUCUACGGCAGGCUGGUGCCCACAGUUAAUGGCCUCAGGAAGUUCUCGCCCAUACAGACGGCCCGAUUGCGGAAGCUCGGCAUCGACAAGACGGAACCGGGUGCUCUCACGCCAGAGGAGAUCCGCUCGUUCGUCCGACUUGACAUUGACCCCUCCGGAAUCACCUGGCAGAGAGUUGUCGACACGAACGACCGCUUCUUGAGGAAGAUCACCAUCGGACAGGCCUCCACGGAAAAGGGACAGGCGCGGCAGGCCCAGUUCGACAUCGCCGUGGCCAGUGAGGUCAUGGCCAUCCUAGCUCUGACCGAUGGACUGCGGGACAUGAAGGAGAGGUUCUCGCGCAUGGUGGUGGGGAGCAGCCGGACGGGUCGGCCGGUCACCGCGCAGGACCUGGGUGUGAGCGGUGCCCUGGCCAUCCUCAUGAAAGAUGCCAUCAAACCGACGCUCAUGCAGACGCUCGAGGGCACGCCCGUCUUCGUCCACGCCGGCCCCUUCGCCAACAUCGCCCACGGCAACUCCUCGGUCCUGGCCGACAAGCUGGCCCUCAAGCUGGUUGGGGAGGAGGGCUUCGUGGUGACGGAGGCUGGCUUCGGCGCCGACAUUGGGAUGGAGAAGUUCUUCAACAUUAAGUGUCGAACUUCUGGUCUCCGGCCCAACGUCGUGGUUCUGGUGGCCACGGUGCGAGCCCUGAAGAUGCAUGGCGGUGGUCCCAAAGUGUCCGCUGGAGCUCCUCUGCCGCAGGAGUACGUGGACGAGAAUCUCCAGCUGGUGGCCGAUGGCUGCAGCAACCUGAGGAAGCAGAUCGAGAUCGCGCAGCUCUUCGGCGUUCCCGUCGUGGUUGCUGUGAACGUGUUCAGGACCGAUACGGAGGCCGAGAUCGACCUCGUGUGUCGGAUCGCGCGGGAUAGCGGGGCUUCGGACGCCGUCGCCUGCUACCACUGGUCUCGGGGGGGUCGGGGCUGCGUGGAGCUGGCGCGGGCAGUGAGGAAGGCCGCUCAACAGCCCAACCACUUCCGCUUCCUCUAUGACCUGCAGAUGCCCAUCGUGGAGAAGAUUCGAACCAUCGCCCAGAAGGUGUAUGGGGCAGAUGACGUUGAGGUCUCUCAGGAGGCCCAGGCCAAGAUAGACAACUACAAUGAACAGGGUUUCGGAAAUCUGCCCAUCUGCAUGGCAAAGACCCACCUGUCCCUGUCCCACCUGCCAGAUUGGAAAGGCGUCCCCACCGGCUUCCUGCUGCCCAUCCGCGAUGUACGCGCCAGCAUUGGGGCUGGAUUCAUCUACCCCCUGGUCGGGACGAUGAGCACCAUGCCGGGGCUGCCGACCAGACCCUGCUUCUACGACAUGGACCUGGACCCCGACACGGAGCAGAUCGCAGGGCUCUUCUGAGGGCCACCCUGCCCCCCCCAACCCCUGGGAGCCGCCAGGUUCUGGAAGAGUUUGCCGAGACGAACCAAGAAGGAUGACCCGUGCGACACCCUUUCGACACCCGUACCCCACACCUUCAACGUACCGCAAUACACCCAUUCGCAAUGCCACACCCACCAAUACCCAACCCCCACAUGCCACACCCACUCCACAGGCCACGCCCCAACAUGCCCAUUCCGAACACUACUUGACAUCCAUCGUUUUCGGCGACGCUUGUCCCUGAAAGCUUCCAGGUGUCGAAUAUAAAUGUUACAGUAAACUCAGCUAUGAGCCAAAGUGUUUACCAUAGAAUCUGCACCACUUUUCUACUCUCGCUGGUCUGAUGUGGGUUUCCAUAUGGCCUCCCCAUGUCCUUGCAAGGUAACGUGCGCUGUGUGACGCGGGGGCUGUAUAAGUGUUCUCGGUCUGAUCCGGAGUGCGUGACUGAACAGGUGAAGCUGCUUCAACCAAAGCGCCCUGCUGCCUUUUCGCAGGAAACUAAGGAAGAAUAAAGAGCUUCCGUUGACCUCGAGUCGCGUUUUUCUUGCACGGACCGCACACGGGGUCUGCCCUCUCUUUUCCAUGGGGAUCUUUGCUUUGGGGGCAGGAUGGGAGUUUCCGGUGGGAAAACACACACGCACAAUGUCUACAGCCGCUUGGCCCAAGGCAAGCCGGAG